Messenger RNA from Gossypium raimondii (Peruvian cotton), 1827 nucleotides. RefSeq lists its product as uncharacterized. NCBI's taxonomy places the organism in Eukaryota, Viridiplantae, Streptophyta, Magnoliopsida, Malvales, Malvaceae. The record is from RefSeq and is a predicted model, not a curated record. The transcript has 5 exons. Gene Ontology annotation, molecular function: nucleic acid binding; RNA-DNA hybrid ribonuclease activity. Bases 192 to 1448 code for a protein of 418 amino acids.
AUUGCUUCUAGUUUGGUAUCUUGGUUUGACCAUAAUUCGACUCUCGGUCUUCGUCAAUCCCCGACACUAUUCUUCGUAAAUAAGAAAGCCCAAAUCUCAAAAGUACCGGUAAAUGGAAAUAUCUUAAGACCUUUCAUCUUUAAAAUGCUGAAAAAGUUGAAGACAACAGCGCCAAGGGAGAGUUGAAAGAGAUGGGUUUUUGGGAGGCUUUUGUUGAACUCUUAGCAAAUAUCUUCACUGUAAUUUGUUGGCCUUCAUUCACUUUAAUCUACCCCUUGUUUGUUUCAAUUCGCAUUGUGGAGACUAAUUCUUCCUUAAAAAAUCAACAAUGUUUGACAUACUGGGUUCUGUUUGCUUUCAGUACAAUGGUGGAGCUGACACUUGGGAACAUUUUGAAAUGGUUUCCUUUCUGGCCUUAUGCAAAGGGUGUAGCAACAAUAUUGCUUGUGACACCCUACUUUGGGGGUGCUUCUUAUGUCUUCAGCCUAUUGAUCAGACCUUAUUUUAUAGAGAAAAGAUGGGACAUCAUGUUCUUCCCAAAGAAGAAAGGCUUUGUAUUGCACGAAGCAAACGGUACCGUUGGUGAUGCCGACACAAGUAUGCUCACAUACGGGCCAAAAUCGGAGAAACUUACUACUGACCAGGGAAAUGUUAAUAUCAGCUACGGCAAUACAGAGGUGAUUUCUACACAAAAGAGAGUUCAAAAGGAAUGGAGCUGUGUACUUUGUCUAAUAAGUACUUCAAGUGAAGAUUGUCUUAAAGAACACCUUCGGGGGAAGAAACACAAGACCAAGGAAUAUGAACUCCGAGUAGGUGCACUGCCAUUGAUGGAAACUUGUAUGUUAUCUUCAAUGCCGAAGAAAGCUGAGAAGGUUGUUUUGUUCCGUAACCUGAAUAUCGAGACAUGGAGUGGCCUUCUACAUCCAGUCACAAGAUCAAUUAGAUGGUGUAAAUGGAAAAAGCCAGAGAUAGGAUGUUUAAAGUUAAAUACAGAUGGAUCAGUAGAUGCGGGAAAUUUGGGUUUUGGUGGUUUAUUAAGAGACUACAAGGGUGAACCAUUAUGUGCAUUUGUUUGUAAAGCUCCUCAAGGUGAUACUUUCUUGGUUGAACUAUGGGCUAUAUGGAGAGGUCUUGUUCUUGCUUCAGGUUUAGGUAUUAAAGUAAUAUGGGUUGAAUCCGAUUCAAAGAGCGUUGUGAAAACCAUUAACCGAGAGCAGCCAUAUGGUCCAAAGAGUAGUCAGUGUUUAAGGCAGAUAUGGAAACUUUUAACUAAGUUUGAGAACUAUCGGGUUACGCAUUCAUGGCGGGAAACUAAUAAAGCAGCUGAUCAUCUUUCAAGGAUGGUUCUUAGGGAAAAUGAUGUAGUGUUGUGGCCUGCUGACUUUCCUGAUACACUUAGCAGUAUUAUAAAGGAUGAUGCACAAGGCAAGACUUACUUAAGACGUUAACUUGGCCGUUUAGCUGUGGUUGGGGAUUACAAAUUGUGCAACACAAGGUGUUGUAUAUAAUCUAUAUAUGUAUAUAUUGGGUUUCAACCCUUUGUGGGUGUAUGGACUCCAUUAGUGCCUUUUGCCAUCUUUUGAUGACUGCAUGCUUCUGAGUGGCAGUGGUAACUUUGAAAACAAGAAGCAAGAGAACUUGAACAUUGCAAUUUUCAACCAUAGGCAACAAAAGAGUCCCAUUUGAAGUUCUGAUUUUGUAAAAAGAACAGUUGGGCUAAUUUCAUUGGAUGUGUUUAUUCUUUCGUUAACUUAAUGAUGCAUGUAGGUUCUCUUUUACACAGUACUGUUAACUUUUCAUUGGAAUAGGAAAAUCAAAAUUUUCAAA